This is a messenger RNA of Tetrapisispora phaffii CBS 4417, 1764 nucleotides long. It is a transcript of the gene RKM1, whose product is annotated as protein-lysine N-methyltransferase. Gene Ontology annotation, molecular function: protein-lysine N-methyltransferase activity. The transcript has a single exon. Lineage: Eukaryota; Fungi; Ascomycota; Saccharomycetes; Saccharomycetales; Saccharomycetaceae. Gene Ontology annotation, biological process: peptidyl-lysine monomethylation. Gene Ontology annotation, cellular component: nucleus. The record is from RefSeq and is a predicted model, not a curated record. Bases 1 to 1764 code for a protein of 587 amino acids.
AUGAGCACCAAUCAAGUGAAUGAUCUAAUUCAAUGGGGCCUAAAGAAUGGAGCCCAGAUUCCUGAUGGCAUUGAAUUUAUCGAAGUGGGAAAUAAAGGUGUUUGCUGCAUGACAACUGAAGAAUUAGACAAUGUUAGCAUUAAGAUCCCUUCUACGAUUAUAAUUUCACAUUCUCUAUUGUUUGAGGUAUUCGAUGAACAGUUCAUUAGUUCUCAAAACAAGAACACGUUGUUAAAGUUCCUAGUAGGACGUUUAAUGUUUGAUAGAAACAGUACGAAUGACAAUGUAAGAAAGUUAUCAAUGAAAUUUAGACCCUAUUUAGAUUUGCUUCCAAAAGAGAUGCACUCUCCAUUGAUUUGGAAUCCAAGUGAACUUCAAUUCUUAGUGAACACAAAUUUAGGAAAUUCUAUUAAGAAUAAGCUUCAAUCAAUCUACAAAGAAUGGUAUCAAAUAACCAAAUUUAAUGAAUCAUUAUUCAAUCACAAUGAGAUUAAAGAAGAGUUUAUUAUUUAUGAAAGCUUUGACGAGCUUUCAGAAUUAGAACUUUAUGAGAGGCUAUUACACAAAGCUAAUGAACUUGAAUCACCAGUCUGGUAUUCUUUUAUUGCAUUCUUAUGGUCACAUUUGAUUUUUAUUUCAAGAGCAUUUCCUGAAUACGUAGUCAAUAAGCAGGCACCUACUGACGGUGUUGUAUUGCUUCCAAUCAUCGACUUACUGAACCAUAAUUACAGCACAAAAGUGGAGUGGUUGUCAGAUAACGAUGGAUCAUUCUGUUAUAGAAAUCUAAGUGUAACUCCUGCAAACACAGAAUUGAACAAUAAUUAUGGUGGGAAAGGGAAUGAGGAGCUACUAUCUGGUUAUGGGUUUGUUAUGAAAGAUAAUCUCUUUGAUUCUGUAGCAUUAAAGAUUAAUUUACCAGAAACAAUGAUCUUACAGAUUCUCCAAGAUGCACCUGAAAUAUCUCUACCAACAAUAGACGAUUAUACAUGGUUUGCAUUUGAUGAAAAUGCUAAGGCUGAUGAAACUGAUGCGGAAAAACCUCAGUAUAAGGAUGGUCUUUUGUAUUUUAUCAAUUGCAACAAUGACAAAUGUUUAAACGAUGUUUUAGAUCUAUUUUCACAUAUGGGUAAGGACACAUCUGAAACGUGGAAGUCACCAAGAGCUAGAUUCCAUGGGCUGCAACUGUUGAGAAAUGCAUUAGAACACAAAUUGUCCCAAAUUAACCUAACAGUCCAAGCACAAGAUUCAGCUGACUUUCCAAUCAACCCAUAUAGAUUAGAAGUUUCUCAAAUUUACAGAGAUGGCCAAAUAAAGAUAUUUAAGCACUGCUUGAGUUUAUUGAAGAAAAUAGAAAGAGAACAAAUUAAAAAAUACAAGAACAUUCUAGUGACAGUAAAUAAAGUAUUCAAAAAUGAUGACAAAUUCACAGACGAACUAACAGACUUCUACGAUAAAAAAGACCCGGAAGAUAUAAAAUUUGGAUCCUCCAUGGACAUCCUAACUUUAUGGAUACUAAUCAAAGUUCUAAACAACUCAUUCCCUUCCAAAUAUGAAAAAGUACAAGAUCAGUAUACCCAAUAUAUAAAACGACACGCAACAGAUGAAUACAAACUAUCAAAUACUGCUAAUGAUUUCGAGGACUUAGUCUUAUUGGGUUCCAACAAAGUGACACCAAGGGCUACUUUCCUGGCAGUUGAAUUCGUUAAUGAUAACUCUUUCACCAGAGUCUCCUCGCAAGAGACAAUCCUAGUACUGACUAACUAG